AUCAUUUGUAUGAAUAAUGCAAGGUAAACUUUUAUUUUGACAAAAAUAAGGAGGUGAGUUGAUUCAGAGCUUAUCAGGUACAGUCUUAAAAUAAGUGAUUUAUUCCUGCAUUGAAAACUAAAAUACAAAGACAUCUGGUGGAUGUCAAAAAUUUAUGACUAAAAUCUAUUUUUACCUGACCUCCAAGGUUGAUAUCACAUUUAAUAUUAAGGUGUUUUUUAUUCUAUACUAAAAGUGAUUAUUUUAUGCCAUCUCUGCUGAAAAUUUUUUUAAAAAAUUAUUUAAGUGUUUAAGUAUGGUCAGAUUUUAAGUAUCUAACAUUCUCCAGUAGUUCCCCCUCCCUUGCCUAUUCCUCUCCACCCCAGUCUCUUUCUAGUAGGAUUCCUAUUGCUGGCUACCCAGUCAUUACCAUUCUAACCAUUUAAGGUAGCUCUGCUUGGUUUAUUUAUUCUGAGUACUGCAAUUCAGUUUCCCUUUAUCCUGGCUUUCUAUGGCAAGUUGACAAACCAAUUUAUUUUUCUCCCUUUUAUUUCAACAACUCAUAAUUUAGAUUGGUUAGUAGGAUAUAAUGUAAUCAGGACACAACCUUUUCCCCUCAGAAUCUGUAUUUGUGAGACUUCCUCCUUUCCCGGCUGAACGUGCUGAAGUCAGACCGAGUACCUUGUGAAGGACUUCAGCCCCCACAGUUCCCUGUGUGCGCAUGCCCUCUCAUCUUACAGUUGUCAAAGUGCUUUUGCCAGAGCGGUCACAUAAUCAACCUGAAAGAAGAAAAUAAAUACUGUAUACUUUUAAAUUUUAUCGAUUCUUAAAAACUGGACACUCAAAGCUGCGCAAACCAUGCAGGAUGAUUUACUGAUGGACAAAAGCAAAACCCAGCCCCAGCCCCAGCAGCAGCAGCGGCAGCAGCAGCAGCAGCAGCAGCAGCCCCAACCUGAGUCCAGCGUAUCCGAAACCCCGUCCACGCCCCACUCCUCAGAGACCCCCAAGCCGGAGGAAAACAGCGCAGUGCAGGCCCUCAGCCCAGCCGCUGCCCCGCCGGCCCCCAACGGCUCGGACAAGAUGCAGAUGGAAUCACCGCUCCUGCCAGGCUUGAGUUUCCAUCAGCCCCCUCAGCAGCCGCCGCCGCCUCAGGAGCCUGCGGCGCCGGGCGCGUCGCUGUCGCCGUCCUUCGGCAGCACCUGGUCCACGGGCACCACGAACGCGGUAGAGGACAGCUUCUUCCAGGGGAUCACCCCAGUCAACGGGACCAUGCUCUUCCAGAACUUCCCGCACCAUGUCAACCCAGUCUUCGGAGGCACUUUCUCCCCGCAGAUCGGCCUGGCGCAGACCCAGCACCACCAGCAGCCGCCGCCGCCUGCGCCCGCGCCGCAGCCGGCACAGCCGGCGCAGCCCCCGCAGGCGCAGCCCCCGCAGCAGCGCCGCUCGCCCGCCAGCCCCAGCCAGGCGCCCUACGCGCAGAGGAGCGCCGCCGCGGCGUACGGCCACCAGCCCAUCAUGACCAGCAAGCCGUCCUCGUCUUCGGCGGUUGCAGCCGCUGCUGCCGCAGCCGCCGCCUCGUCGGCCUCGUCCAGCUGGAACACGCACCAAAGCGUGAAUGCAGCCUGGAGCGCACCGUCCAACCCCUGGGGCGGCCUGCAGGCGGGCCGGGACCCUCGCCGGGCGGUCGGUGUGGGCGUGGGUGUGGGUGUCGGGGUGCCUUCCCCGCUCAACCCCAUCUCGCCACUCAAAAAACCCUUCUCCAGCAACGUGAUCGCGCCGCCCAAGUUCCCUCGCGCGGCCCCGCUUACUUCUAAGUCCUGGAUGGAGGAUAACGCUUUCCGGACCGAUAAUGGUAACAAUCUGUUGCCAUUUCAGGACCGGAGUAGGCCCUAUGAUACUUUUAACUUGCACUCGUUGGAGAACUCCUUAAUGGAUAUGAUAAGGACUGAUCAUGAGCCUCUGAAAGGUAAACACUACCCUCCCAGUGGCCCACCAAUGAGUUUCGCUGAUAUAAUGUGGAGGAAUCAUUUUGCAGGACGCAUGGGAAUAAAUUUCCAUCAUCCAGGAACAGAUAAUAUUAUGGCACUUAACACCAGGAGCUAUGGGCGGAGACGAGGUCGAUCUUCUCUCUUUCCCUUUGAAGAUGCCUUCCUGGACGACAGCCACGGCGAUCAGGCCUUGUCAUCUGGCUUAAGUUCUCCCACUCGCUGUCAAAAUGGGGAACGAGUAGAACGCUACUCUAGAAAGGUGUUUGUUGGAGGCCUUCCUCCUGAUAUUGAUGAAGAUGAGAUCACUGCCAGCUUUCGCAGGUUUGGACCUCUCGUGGUAGACUGGCCUCACAAAGCUGAAAGCAAGUCGUAUUUUCCUCCUAAAGGCUAUGCCUUUCUGCUGUUCCAGGAGGAAAGCUCAGUACAAGCUUUGAUAGAUGCCUGCCUGGAAGAAGAUGGGAAACUGUACCUGUGUGUGUCAAGCCCCACCAUCAAGGAUAAGCCAGUGCAAAUUCGACCAUGGAACCUAAGUGACAGUGACUUUGUAAUGGAUGGUUCUCAGCCUUUGGACCCCAGAAAAACUAUCUUUGUUGGGGGAGUUCCACGACCCCUUCGAGCUGUUGAACUGGCAAUGAUCAUGGACCGUUUGUACGGUGGUGUCUGCUAUGCUGGCAUUGAUACGGACCCAGAGCUGAAGUACCCCAAAGGUGCUGGCCGUGUGGCAUUCUCCAAUCAGCAGAGUUACAUUGCAGCCAUCAGUGCUCGUUUUGUGCAGCUUCAGCACAAUGACAUUGACAAACGGGUUGAAGUAAAGCCAUAUGUGCUGGAUGAUCAGAUGUGUGAUGAGUGCCAGGGCACACGCUGUGGUGGGAAGUUUGCCCCGUUCUUCUGUGCCAACGUCACCUGUCUGCAGUAUUACUGUGAAUACUGCUGGGCGAGCAUACAUUCCCGAGCCGGGCGGGAGUUCCACAAACCGCUGGUGAAGGAGGGAGGCGACCGCCCUCGUCACGUCCCGUUCCGCUGGAGCUGAGCCACGGCCGACCCAGCCACAGUACUGGAGUAGAUAACAAGGAGGGGAGAGAGAGGGCACUGCCUCAGGGCUUACAGUGUUCUGGAAAUCUGUGCAUUCAUUCUUGAUUUUUAAAGAAGAAUUGGGUCUUUUUAUUAUUAUUAAUUAUUAUUAUUAUUAUUAUUUACAGUCAUAUUACUGAACUCAGUGUCCAGUAUAAUGCAGAAUUGCAGAGUGUAGAAUGGUACUGAUUUGCACUUUGAUUCACACCUUUGUCUGCUUGGUACCUUAAUUUUUUAUACCUGAUUUGUCACUCGUGACAGUAUGUAGGCUGCCAUUCUCAUUAGCGGCCGUCAGGCUACUGUCUGUGAUUCUUUUGUUUGUUGCUGUGGUGGUGUUGUUCUGAUUGUUUUGAACUGGAGCAUGCACUUAUUUUCAGAAACUUAGAGAGUUGCCCCUAGAACAAGACUUACCAAAGGUAAUACUCGUGAGUAGGUGGCAGAUGUAGCAAAAACUUCACAACAAUUCAGCAAUCAUUAGUUCGGGUCACUUAGAGUAAGGAUAACCCUUCAUGAAAAUAAGCCUUUAGUUGCUCUCUAUUUUGACUUGUAAGGAUACCUCAUAAGCUGGAUCUUUUAUUUUUCCUUCAUGUUUGAUUUUUGUUUUGCCGAGGAUUUUGGUUAGAUCUUUUAGUAUUAUGUAAAUUUAUGCUGCAAUAGCUUUUGCUGCUAUUAAAAUGGUAUUAUUAAUACCAUAAUACUCUAUUCAGGCUAAGAUAUCAAUUAAAAACAAAAACCCAACAACACACUUUUGAGAUUUUAGGGAUAGAGUCAGCUGCCGAAAGGAGAUCAGAAUAGACUUCAGAAAGCUUCAGUGGAAGGUCACUAUUUCUGACUGCAUGUUUACUUAAUCAGGUUGCUGCAUGCAAUAAAUUUUAUAUCCAAUGUCUAGUAUAAAACGUUCCCACAAUGCACAAAUUAAGAAUCUAU
This is a messenger RNA of Chlorocebus sabaeus (green monkey), 3965 nucleotides long. RefSeq names its product cytoplasmic polyadenylation element binding protein 3 (gene CPEB3). Gene Ontology annotation, molecular function: ribosome binding; mRNA regulatory element binding translation repressor activity; mRNA 3'-UTR binding. Lineage: Eukaryota; Metazoa; Chordata; Mammalia; Primates; Cercopithecidae. Gene Ontology annotation, cellular component: neuron projection; cytoplasm; nucleus. The record is from RefSeq and is a predicted model, not a curated record. Gene Ontology annotation, biological process: negative regulation of cytoplasmic translation.